Mytilinidion resinicola is the source of this 943-nucleotide messenger RNA. RefSeq lists its product as uncharacterized. The coding region runs from base 299 to 943 and encodes 214 amino acids. NCBI's taxonomy places the organism in Eukaryota, Fungi, Ascomycota, Dothideomycetes, Mytilinidiales, Mytilinidiaceae. The record is from RefSeq and is a predicted model, not a curated record. The transcript has 2 exons.
CGAUGGGACCCCGCUUCCGCCCGUACCCCGCCACGUCGUCAGGCGUCCAGAGACUCGGAGCUACGAGACGACGCAGUGGACUUCAGUGGAGUUCCGCGAAACACACCCAACCCGAACCAACAACAAGACAAAUCCUAGCACCGCUACGAAGCAGACAUAUGGAAUCAUCCUUGUACUAGCUUUUGUAUAAAGUUUCGAGCUUCCCCCAUCUCAUUUGCUUAUCAACCACUCUAAACAAUUCACCGACAACGACGACUUAUCUCCGAGCUUUAUUUCAGUUCGCCCAUACGCAAAGAAUAUGACGCAAGCAAGCGAAGUUGUGGUUGUGCCGCUGAAGGCGGGGAUUGAUCUUGAGUCUGGGGAGUACAAGACGGCGUUGGAUGCUGCGCUCAAGGCCUUGAGCGAGGCAGAGGGUUCGCAGAAGGUGUCGUAUGGACGGCAGGUCGAGAAUCCAGAUGUCUUGGACCUGAGCAUUGACUGGGGCCUCCCCACCAACUUCCAUACCUUCAUCACCUCCCCCGCCUACGCCCCCUUCAGAGCCGUCCUCGGCACCCUCGUCGCCGGGCCCCCAAAGAUCAACAUCGUGUCCCGCCUCCAGAACGGCCCCUUCUUCAGCGUCAUCACCGCGCCCAUCACCGAAAUGGUCACGCUCUUCUUCCCCGCCUCGUACGCGGAAGCCGACUUCAACGCCAACUUCGCAAAGUUCAAGGCGAUUAUCGACGAAUCGGCCGAGGGCGCAAAGGGCGUUGUGGGCGGGUGGAGCGUCGAGGAGGUUCCGCCUGCGGAAGGAGACGCGAAGCUGUUCGUGGGCGCGAUUGGGUGGGAGAGCAUUGACGCGCAUAUGGAGUUCCGCAAGACGGAGGCGUUUAAAGAGGCGAUUCCGCUUUUGAGGGAGGGGUCGGAUAAGAUUACGAUGCAUCAUGUAAAGUUUGCGCAAUUCUAA